Molecule: messenger RNA, 861 nt
Organism: Durio zibethinus
Lineage: Eukaryota; Viridiplantae; Streptophyta; Magnoliopsida; Malvales; Malvaceae
Product: late embryogenesis abundant protein At5g17165-like
Source: RefSeq, a predicted model, not a curated record
GUGGGGUUAGCGGUUAGGUGCGGUGUUAGACGGGUAGGAAAGCGAGUCUGCAUCGGCAUGAUCCUUCUACUUAACUCUCUUUUCUCUCUUUAUAUAACCCCACCUUGGAGUUGUUUGGACUAAACAAAUCAUCAUCUUUGUUUCCUUUCCUCUCUCUCUCUCUGUUUCUUUUUCUUACUUGUAUGGCAGCCAAUUGGAAGAGUGGUGGAGGGAUCGCCGUCUUGGGGAAGCGACUUCUUAACCGCACCUCCAUUCGCCAACCAUCCCCCUUCAACGACUUCGCCACUCACUCUCCUCCUGCUGUAGCUCUCACUAUCAGGAGUGCUCACGCAUCGGCAUAUGACAAGAACCUGGACGAUCAGGUCCAUUCAUCUGUUGUUCCUGAUGAUGUGAUUCAGCCUCAAUCAGACAAGUACUGGGCACCACACCCGAAGACUGGGGUGUUUGGCCCUGCUACCGAGCUCGACGCAUCUGCAGGUGGGGAGCAGGGCUUCCGUUCCUCCCUUGCCAAUGGUGGCGUGAACUCGGUCCUGGAGGAAAAGGCCUGGUUCCGCCCCACAAGUAUUGAGGACUUGGAGAAGCCACACCAUCACUAAGGAGAAAGUCUAGAUAACAGUAGGUGUGUUUUUAAAGUCUUGCUUCAAUCUAAUGAAGUACUGUUGGAAAACCCUGGUUUAAUGUCUAUGUUUUAGCUAGUAAAAAUAUAUAGUUGGGGUAUCUGGAUGGCUGUUAUAUGGGAAUUUCUGUAUCUAGUUACUAUGAACUAUGUAACAUACGAAGUUUUCUUUGCAAUGCUUGCUCAGUAUCUUCCUAUGAAAUGUUUGGUUAUUUCGUCUAUGGUAUCAGCUGUCAUUUCUAUGA